This is a messenger RNA of Blastocystis hominis, 300 nucleotides long. RefSeq lists its product as hypothetical. Gene Ontology annotation, biological process: carbohydrate metabolic process. Gene Ontology annotation, molecular function: hydrolase activity, hydrolyzing O-glycosyl compounds; 1,4-alpha-glucan branching enzyme activity. The record is from RefSeq and is a predicted model, not a curated record. The transcript has 2 exons. Lineage: Eukaryota; Bigyra; Opalinata; Blastocystidae. Bases 1 to 300 code for a protein of 99 amino acids. Gene Ontology annotation, cellular component: cytoplasm.
AUGAUUAUAUCGAGGUACCCCUAUCAUAAGAUUGACUAUCAUUUCCAGAAUUACAUCGACUCAACACUCGAGGGAAUAGAUAUUGUAGAAUUUGCCAGAUUCUACAAGCAGCUUGGUUUCUCAAGAGGCGAAAAGGAUGGGAACUACGGUAUAUUUUUCCGAGAAUGGGCACCGCAUGCCCUCCGACUGAGUCUAGUUGGAGAUUUCAAUAAUUGGGAUCCCAAAGCGAAUGAAGCCACCUCCAUCGGAAACGGUAUUUACGAGCUAUUUUUACCUGAUACGAUCGAGGGGUACUUUUAA